Molecule: messenger RNA, 2767 nt
Organism: Cercocebus atys (sooty mangabey)
Lineage: Eukaryota; Metazoa; Chordata; Mammalia; Primates; Cercopithecidae
Gene: TTC23L
Product: tetratricopeptide repeat domain 23-like
Exons: 10
Coding region: 1410-2693 (427 amino acids)
Molecular function (GO): protein binding
Source: RefSeq, a predicted model, not a curated record
GUUCUUUUAUUUUGAUUUAUAAUUUUUACAGAUGCAGGCAACGUGCUUGUGGUCAGAGCUAAUGAAAUGGAGGCCGAAUCAGAGCGUUAGCUUCAGGAAUGGGAAUUCAGUGUCUGUUCUGGUUCCACUUCCCUUCACAAUUAUCAGCAAAAGCAAAAGUUUAGAAGAGAGACAUUACCGCUAAUAUACUUAGAAACAAUCCCAUAGCCACUUCCCACAAUGAAAGAACACUAAAACCUUUCAAUUUGAUGACCAACUUAACAAGGGGUGAGAGAAAUAAAUGUUGGAGAACAGGAAACAGUCUUCCUUUUUACUGCCAUACAUGUUAAAUACUGUUCAUGGAGUCACAAAAAUCGUUUACCCCUUACAGAAACCUGGAACCAGAAGGAGCUUCAGAAACUAAGUGGUACAAGUACUUUCACUGUAUAGGCAAGAAAACUGGGACCCACACACUUGUCAGAACCAGAACCUUGACAUUCUGAAAUCAAGUUCAUUGCUGUCAUCAUUGUUCCAUGCUGAGAGUUUUCUUAGGAAAAACGAGGAAGUGGGGGAAUCUUUCCAAAAUUGUGACUAUGGAGCUCGAAGGUACUGAUUUAAAUCUUGAGUUAACAGACCAUACAGGCUUUACUUAAGAGAUAUUCAAGCAAACUCAUUUAAAUAACUCCUCCAAGCUAACCCUAGAAAGGCUUUCUUGGCAGUCUUGGAUCAAUGGCAAUUAAACUUCCAUCCUCGAGCUGGAAAUAACAAACACCAAACGUAAAUACCAUCUGUCACAUUCUCGAUGUUCUCCGUGUCUCUCUACCUAGUCUGCUCUUUUCUGAAAACAACUGGGACACAUUCACUCCAACUUGACUUGCCAUAGGCCUAGUCUGUGAUAGGUUUCAUAAUAACAUCCUUCAACAUAGCGUUGUUAAGAGCUGGCGCGGUUUGGGUAUGGCCACAACUGCCUCUGCUCCUUCUGUGCAUUACACACACUGUGUAUUCCAGACACUGUGUAUUCCAGGCCAACGAAGGGGUAAGAUAUGGCUGCAUUAUUUAGGGCUAAGUGCUAAAUGUGCCCGACUCCCUCGCUGAACAGCUAACCAUUAGCAGAUUUUAGAGUAGUUGAUUUCUUAGCCUACUCACUUCCUGCAAUCCGCUUUCCUAACCAGGCCUAGCUCCAAUCUGACUGGGUAGAACAGACGAUGCCAGCACAGUCAACAGCCAUAUCUUAAGCCUUUCCUCUGGGGUCCACGAAAACAAAACUCCCGAGGAGCUGUGGGGGUGCUCCGUAGCAAGGGAUCGUCGCCGAAUCCAGCCCGCACACGUCGCAGCUUUAAAUAGGUAGGGUCGUGGGGCCCAGUGCUCCCUUCCAUCUUUGGACGGAAUGUAUCUUCUCUUCCUAUGCCUUCACCUCCGAGUGGAAGAAGAUGCAAGCCAGCCCCAUCCGUAUCCCAACUGUUAGCAAUGACAUCGACUGGGAUUUCUGCUUCCGUAUGUCACAGCAAACCGAGAUCCCAGCUCACCAGCAAACAGAUAAGUUGUAUCACACCAGUGGAUGUGGAGAGAGUGAAGAGGAAACUAAAACUAAAGAAGAGGAGAAGGCCAUAGACUGUAUGUCUCAUCCCAGAGAGAAAUUAGCCCAAUCCCAGAAGAAAGUAGCUCAGCUGAUUAAGGAAAAAAUGAAUACUCAAGCAAACAAGGAGCUGAUUCGAUGUGCCAUCCUUUCUCGGAUUAUUUUUGGGGACCAUCACUGGAAAUGUGCACAAGCUCUGACCAACCUAGCUUAUGGCUACUUGACACUGAGAGGCCUCCCAGUUCAGGCCAAGAAACAUGCUGUGUCAGCCAAGAAUACACUGUUGACCUGGAAGGCAAAUACGACCUCAGAUAAGGAGAAAGAGGAAAUCCUGGAAGCUCUGGUCAUGCUGUACUACACUCUGGGGGUGGCCUGGCUCCUGCAGAACCGUGGCAGAGAAGCCUAUUUCAACCUGCAGAAGGCAGAGAGAAACAUGAAGGAGCUGAAAGAAUUAUACGAAGGAGGCGUUUGUGAAUUACAAGUCUCUGAGAAAGACCUAACACUUGCUUUGGGCAGAGCCUCCUUGGCCAUCCACAGAUUGAACCUAGCACUGACAUACUUUGAAAAGGCAAUUGGCGAUGUUAUUGCUGCCAAGGGUGACAGGACGUCAGAUCUGAUCAGCCUGUAUGAGGAAACUGCUCAGAUCGAGCAGCUAAGGAGGAAUCACAACCAGGCCAUCCAGUACUUGCAGCAGGCUCAUUCUAUCUGUGUUUCUUUGUUCACUGAAGUCAGCCCCAAAACUGCAGAAACGAGUGCGUUACUGGCCAAAGCUUAUGCCAUGUCUGGAGAGGCCCAGCACAGGGAUGCUGUUGAGACAUAUUUCAUAAAAAGUAUCAAUGCAUAUCGAGCAACACUGGGCUCAGAGGAUUCUGAAACACUGAGCACCACUGAAGAAUUUUGCAAAUGGCUUGUCCAAAAUGGAGAAAAACAGGUCUUCUGUUACCAAAUUGAAAACCUUUAUACACAACAGCCAACAAUAAAGACAACCUUGUUGAUGAUAAAAAUUCUCGACCACAAAAUGUUUCUCAACAUUGAUAGCAUUGGCAGAUCUAAAACAGAACGGUUUUUUAUUAAGGACUCUGGGAAAAGAGGUCCACUUAGCAGCAGCAUUCCAGGUGAAAUACCCAAGAGCCAUUAGAAACUAGGAUCCUGGCCAGGCACAGUGGCUCACGCCUGUAAUCCCAGCACUUUGGGAGGCCAAGGCGGGCGGAU